Molecule: messenger RNA, 1609 nt
Organism: Penaeus indicus
Lineage: Eukaryota; Metazoa; Arthropoda; Malacostraca; Decapoda; Penaeidae
Exons: 4
Coding region: 160-597 (145 amino acids)
Cellular component (GO): membrane
Source: RefSeq, a predicted model, not a curated record
UCAAACUCAACCAUUAUCUCUGAGGAGGAACCCAGUCAUCAGACCACUUCACUGAUAAAAUCUCUAGGAGAUUUUAGUCCACUCUUCUCGUAACAGACAGCUGAAUCGUUACUCUAGCUGUCCCAUCUUCUCUACAAUUACCAUUCUGCCAGAGAUACGAUGGGCGUUGACUACAUCAAGAGUCCAUCGGGCAUCCUGAAGGUGGUGCAGAUACUAAUGGUGAUCAUUGCCUUCUCCGUGUACCGUGGCGUCCCUGGGUUUUUCGGAUCCAUGGACCUUGAUGAUGCGAACGUGUUUGGCGGGAGCGUGCUCGUGACGGCGCUCAUAAUCACCCCCAUCCUGCUGGCCGUUAAUCUUCUCCACGAGAACCAACCGAAGAACUUCUUGGAGGUAAUCGUCAACUUUGUGCUCGCACUCCUGCUCCUGGCCGCCGGUUCGGAAGCCAUCAACACCUGGUCGGGAGUAGACCUUUUCCCUAAAACCCGGGAUGCAUCACUGGCUACGGGCUGUUUCUGUCUCUUCGCCUCCUUCGCCUACUUCGGAAACGUGGCACUCAACGUCCUUGAACUCAGGAGCGCCGGCGAUGGUUCGGGAUAGUAGAAGUGACGCCACGCUAUCACCUUCCCUGAGAGAGAUCUGAUGAGUAACAGGGGGAUCGGAUGUUCUGGAACUCUGGGCAAAAUAUUUGACUGACUCUGAAUUACCUCUUUCACUAUGAAAGCAAUUUUCCUUUUGCGAAAAUGUUUUACGCAAAUUAAACACGGUUGCAGUUUUAGAGAGAAAAAAGCAUAUUCUAAACCUAACGUUGCUACAUUGGAUCUAAAAUGUAAAAUAUAUGAUGGAGUUAAAAUCUGUUCAAGAUCACUGUUAUUUUAAGAUCCUCUCUGUACACUUUUUGGUUUAUUGUCGAAGUUGAUCUGUUUUCUCAUUUUUGAACAAAAAUAAAGUCCCUCAGGCAAGGUUUGGCGAGCCUCAAUGCACUCUUAAUGCAGAAAAGGUACUCUACGUUUUCAGUCUUCAUGAAGUAUUGUAGUCAGGGCUGUCGCGACGGGGGGGUGUGGGUGUGUGACACCCCUCCCUGAAAAAAAGCAUCUGUCGGCAAAUGAAACCUUAAACCUGCAAACAUAGAGUUAUUGUGUGGCUAAUAAAGUCACCAAUGCCCAACUCCCAAUGACCACGCCCUUUGUCGGCAAAUUUGAAACAUUACCCCUCCCCCCCUGCAAUGCUGCCUUCCCGAUGGCCCUGAUUGUAGUAUCGAAAGUUUUAUAAUUAUCAUCGACUUUUCCUGUGAUUUAUCAGUCUAAAGUUGUAAAAGAGGAACAAUGCAAGAGAUGACGUCUCAACAUUAAGGACUCAAUUGUUUAUUUAAAAAUUAAUGUUUCGUUUCAGUAGCUUUGAAACGAAGAUUAUGUUGGUAAAUAUUCUCCUCUUGCCAAGAACCCUGAGUGCCUUCCAAUAUGUUUAGUUGCAAUUCACUGUAUCCGGUGGGUGUUUUCGUUCCUCUGUUGUAUUUAUGCUUGUAUGAGAACAAAGACAUUAAUCAUUCAUAAAUUAAAAACUUGAGAAAUGUACAAGAUGCUAAAAAAAAAGUAAAUGUCUGAAUAACUGA